This is a messenger RNA of Mya arenaria, 990 nucleotides long. RefSeq lists its product as uncharacterized. The transcript is spliced from 4 exons. The record is from RefSeq and is a predicted model, not a curated record. The coding region runs from base 52 to 882 and encodes 276 amino acids. Lineage: Eukaryota; Metazoa; Mollusca; Bivalvia; Myida; Myidae.
AACAGAUGUGGUGGCGACUUUAUAAAUCGUUUGCAAAUACUGGGAGAAAAAAUGUGUUUGCGUAUUGUAGCCGAAAUAAGAGAAAUAUACAACAAACCUUACAACGGGAAUCAAUACCUUAUUGCUGCUCUUGUGACUGUCGAGGAAAUAAACGAUCCUUCGGCAACAUUUUUUAACGGGAUUGAUGUUGAGACACUAUCUGAGGAGGAAAUUAAGUAUAUUCGUGAUGAGAAACUACUCCGAAAAGGAAGAGUUGUUACCGUUUUACCAAAAUUCGAACCCAAGGACUUCCAUACCGAAGCAAGAAUUUUAGAUCCGUUCGGAGAAUUUCGUCAACAGCUUCAGGAAUCUAAUUUCAUACCAGAAGAGAAGUUUUCCUUCAUUGCUCAGCUCAAAGAAAAGUUUAAGAAUGACAACGAUGAAGACUAUAUUCUUGUUCUAUUUUCACACCUUAUGCCAUGCGAUGACAAAGGCCACAGAUGCGCGGCUCUCAUUCGACAUUAUGUCGAAACAACUGGAGAUAAUAUAAUUGUCUCUUAUGAGGCUUUCCCAAAGUAUGAGGAUUUUCAAGUCGCACUGUCUAAAUUGUUUGGUACUAAGAAGAUAUGGUUUAUAGGCCUUAGAUUUCGCCAAAAGUUAGCCAGUUACAGAAAAUCGAUAUUUGGGAAAUGUUUCAAAACCUAUGAUGAUAACGAAAAUAAUCGAUAUAAAACAAGAAGGACGAGGAAACGCGAGAAGAACAGAUUGUUAAGACUUGAAAAUGACGAAGGAAGGUCUGACAGAGAACCAUCCAGCCGAAAGAAAAAGAAAAGCUACGACCGCGAUGAAAAACUAAUCCAAAGAAAUGAGGAUGAUUUGUUGUUGAACUUGUUAUGGUAUUGAUGUGACCGUGGAUUUUUGUGUUAACUUGGGUGUUAAUAAAUUGUGAUUACAUGUAUACUGCAUAUGUAUUUAUUUGUAUUCAACAUUCAUAUACAUGUAAUGCUUGUA